AGCAGGAAGGACAUGUGAGAUAGUUACAGUUGUACAGUGGUCAGGGAAAGAUCUAACCAUUUCAACUCCGCGUCUGUGUAGAAUGACUCCGCUUGAAUGGACAUCCGCAUCCAACGCGUAACCUUAUUUUUAUGAGAGCAACUGUUGGAGAGCAGGAAUCCACAGAUCUGCCUUGAGAGCGUCGUUGCGCUCACUUUGACUGAUAUUAUUACGGGGACCUGGUGGAAACUAGCAGCAACGGGAGUUAAAGUGGAAGAUCAUUCUUCGCUGCGUUUGCUCGUUUAAAACGUCAACUAUCGCCUUUUCCGAUUCACAUUUUACACGGCGUUUAAAACUGCUUCGCUGUGCUUCUCCCCUUAGUGAGAUUCUUUUGGAUAAGCGCUUCUCUUUUUUGCCAGAGAACACCACUGAGUAUAUUUUUCACUAUCAUUUUUUUGGAUGCACCGAUGAGAGAUCCAGUUUUUACAGGGACUGCCAUGGCUUACCACCCUUUCCACGCUCACCGGCCGACCGACUUUCCCAUGUCAGCAUUUCUCGCGGCCGCGCAACCCUCAUUCUUCCCGGCGCUGACCUUGCCUCCCGGGGCUCUCACAAAGCCGAUCCCGGACCAUACCCUGGCCGGAGCCGCGGAGGUUGGGCUCCAUUCGGCUCUGAGUCAUCAUCAUCAGGCGGCUCAUCUGCGCACUCUAAAGAGCUUAGAGCCAGAGGAAGAGGUGGAAGAUGAUCCAAAAGUCACACUGGAAGCGAAGGAUCUAUGGGACCAGUUCCACAAAUUUGGAACAGAAAUGGUUAUUACGAAAUCUGGCAGGAGAAUGUUUCCACCUUUUAAAGUCCGCAUUAAUGGACUCGAUAAAAAAGCCAAGUAUAUUCUGUUAAUGGAUAUUGUGGCUGCCGACGACUGCCGCUACAAGUUCCACAACUCUCGCUGGAUGGUAGCGGGGAAGGCCGACCCGGAGAUGCCAAAGCGAAUGUAUAUACAUCCGGAUAGCCCAGCUACUGGGGAACAAUGGAUGGCUAAGCCUGUUGCUUUUCAUAAACUCAAGUUAACCAACAACAUUUCGGACAAACAUGGAUUUACAAUCCUGAAUUCAAUGCAUAAAUACCAGCCCAGAUUCCACAUUGUGAGAGCCAACGACAUUUUAAAGCUUCCGUACAGUACUUUCAGAACAUAUGUUUUUCCUGAGACCGAUUUUAUCGCUGUCACAGCUUAUCAAAACGACAAGAUAACACAACUGAAGAUUGAUAAUAACCCGUUUGCCAAGGGCUUCAGAGACACAGGGAAUGGAAGGAGAGAAAAAAGGAAACAGUUGACCCUUCCAUCAUUACGCAUGUAUGAGGAUCAAUGCAAAGUGGACCGCGAUGGCGGAGAGUCUGAUGCUUCCUCAAGCGAACCUGCAGCCGGCAGAGAUGCUGGUCAUUCACCAGGACCCGUUUCAAGCCCACUCACAUUUAACCGGAGCAGCAGAGAGGACAAAACAUGCACUGACAGUGAACACGAACUGGACAACCAAGAUGAGCGAUGUGGAGGCUCAAGCAGUCCUGGGCCCGAACCGCCAUCUCCAUUCAGGUCGAGAUGUGAGGAGCGUGGACGCGAGAAACCUGUUUUAGAGAAGAAAGACGAUUACAUCGACUCCAGAAAAUCAAGCGAUUCAAUAUUUAGCAUCAGAAAUCUGUCAAAAGACAAAAUAGAGAGCAGGCCCAGGAAGGACACAGACUUGUCAAAGAAGGACGUGGAAAACAGGGGUCUCAGCAGCAGUAAAGACAGCUUCUCCCCUCUAAUGGUACAGACAGAGAGCCCUUCACAUUUUGGGGCAGGGCACCUUCAGAGUUUGGCGCUCUCCGGCCUACACAGUCAACAGUUCUUUAACCCACUAAACUCCGGACAACCUCUAUUAUUUCACCCUGGACAGUUUGCCAUGGCACCUGGAGCGUUUACAGCCAUGGGUAUGGGACAUCUAUUAGCUUCCGUUUCAGGAGCUGGUGGUCUUGAAAAUGGAAGCCUGUCGGUCCAGGGCACCGGGAGCAGCCCGAGUUCUUUUCCAUUUCAUCUGUCUCAACACAUGCUUGCCUCUCAGGGCAUUCCGAUGCCAACCUUCGGUGGACUUUUCCCGUACCCGUACACCUACAUGGCCGCGGCAGCUGCGGCGGCCUCCGCCCUUCCAGCGAGCAGCACGGCCUCCUCGCUCUCCAGGAACCCGUUUCUGAGCGGCUCCGCUCACCCGCGAUUGCGAUUCAACCCUUACCAGCUCCCCGUGUCUAUCCCGAAAAGCACAAACCUGCUUACCACCGGAUUGCCAAGCGGCCUAAACCCCUCAUCCGAAUCCUCAAAGUGCGGUAGCAGGGAGACGAGUCCUGUGCCCGACCAGCAUAACCAUAAACCAGGUGUCAGUCAGAGAAACGGUUCAACUAAAACAACGAUGAAGGAAUCCAUCAAUGAACUCCAGAACAUACAGAGACUAGUAAGCGGCAUAGAGAGUCAGCGGGACACUUCCUCGCCUAGGGAUUCUCCCAAGUGAUCAAGCUACCCUAAACCUAUCCAGGGCAUGACUUGAAUUGCCAGAGGAUUUUAUUAAGCGGUUCUCUGCGACGCAUUUCAUUACGUACUGUUUUACGCAUGGGUGACUGAGCGGAAAAAAGCAAAGAAGUCAAGAAGUAAAAUAUUUUUUUUAAAGUACCAUAUAUUGGACUUGGUGCUCUUGCGGUGGAUAUUUACGUAGAAAGUGCUGCGAAGACAAUCUACAGUGUAGCCUCAUCGACUCUGUGUAGAACCUGUUGACAAGACCACACCAAUCUUUUGAGAGGACGAGGGGAAUUGAGAAAUCAAAUUAAGUUUUACGUGUUGUCAAUAGGAUCACUUCUAGUCGCAAUAUCUGAAGGGUGAUUCAAACAAGAUCUGUAGACUUGAAAACAAAGCUUCAACCCAAAAAGUUAAACAAAACACACAAAACAAGGAAAAAAUUAAAAGGAUAUUUCAAAAGGGAUGAUAAGUGGACCGUUAGAUCCGACAGACAGUUAUACCUGAACUAUUUAAUGUAAUUAUUAAUAAAAGAAAACCUAAUUCUGUAAAUAAGCUACAAGGACCUAAGAAUAUGCAAAUUGGUAUUAAUUUAUUCAAAGCUGUACAUUUGCGUGUACAUAAUAUUUAGAGUUUAACUCAUUGCAUUUUUUUUUCUCACAAUGGUUAUUGUAAAUGAAAGUUAUAGCGUUUGUUGUUUGGAGACAGAAGGUGUUCUCUGUGAUGCGUUGCUGUUUAAUCUGCCUGUGACACGUAUUGAAAGCGUGCGCCAUCAUUGCAUUGUAGCAGUCGCUGUAAAGACACUUAUUACAUCGGAGAAACUUAUCAGCGGGACUCACAAGGUUUGGAAAGCCUCAGGUUAAUGUACUCCAACACAGAAGAGACCGACAUUCCUCUUCUUGAGCUGUUUAUAUAAAGAAAUAUAUGAACGUGUCCCGUCUUGCUGGCUGUCCGGAUUUUUGUUGUUGUUGUUGUAGGAUUCUUUCACAAUUUCAAUAAAAAAA
Molecule: messenger RNA, 3519 nt
Organism: Triplophysa rosa
Lineage: Eukaryota; Metazoa; Chordata; Actinopteri; Cypriniformes; Nemacheilidae
Gene: tbx2b
Product: T-box transcription factor 2b
Exons: 7
Coding region: 447-2516 (689 amino acids)
Biological process (GO): cell fate specification; regulation of transcription by RNA polymerase II; positive regulation of DNA-templated transcription
Cellular component (GO): nucleus
Molecular function (GO): RNA polymerase II cis-regulatory region sequence-specific DNA binding; DNA-binding transcription factor activity, RNA polymerase II-specific
Source: RefSeq, a predicted model, not a curated record